GAUCGACUUUGUUGUCGUUUUGUCUGAUCUGCAGCUGAAUUUCUUGGACACUCGGGUGAAGAGAGGGGCGGAGCUGUCAUCUAACCACUACCUGGUUGGCAUACGACGGUUGGCUACGCACUUUAUAUCCAUUCCUACCGCUCAUUUAUGGGCAGGGCCGUUUAUAUGGAUGACUUGUACGUAAUGCCAGAGUUCAGAGGGAAGGGCAUCGGAAAAGCUCUUAUUAGCAAAGUGGCACAGCUGGGUUUAGCUGCUGGCUGCAACCAGCUCCACUUCACCGUCCUGGACUGGAACAAAUCCUCUAUGGACUUUUACCACAGCCAAGGCUGCUUUGAUAUUACUGCUACUAAGGGUGAUCACUGCAUGCGCUGUGAGGGAGAGGCACUGGAGCACCUGGCACAGCCUUAAUCUAACUGGAAACCACAAGGUCAACCAAAGCAAGGCAGGGACAGAGCACCACCUGGUGCCCCACAGACAGCGGAAUAAUUUUAAAAGUUAAACACUCUGAUUAAAUUUCUAUUUCACACAAAUCCAUUUAAAUUAAAGGUUAAAUGGCUUAUUUUCUUCUUCUUUAGGAGUGGGACUUUUGAAACUUUAAUCUAUUUAAUCUGAGGCUUGCAAUUAAUUAAUCUUGAUUAAUUACAAAUGAUUAUUUGGCCCAAAUAAGCAAAUGUCUUUAUUGAAAUGGGUUUUAGUGGAUUAAUUAAUCAAACAACAGGUACAAACAUGAACAUACAUAAGAAAUGCCUGUACUUUUCCUGAAUGGUACUGUUGUUAAAGUUAGUGCUAAUAAAGUUUUUCAAAAAUCAA
Molecule: messenger RNA, 810 nt
Organism: Nothobranchius furzeri (turquoise killifish)
Lineage: Eukaryota; Metazoa; Chordata; Actinopteri; Cyprinodontiformes; Nothobranchiidae
Product: thialysine N-epsilon-acetyltransferase
Molecular function (GO): N-acetyltransferase activity
Source: RefSeq, a predicted model, not a curated record